Talaromyces rugulosus is the source of this 885-nucleotide messenger RNA. RefSeq lists its product as uncharacterized. The record is from RefSeq and is a predicted model, not a curated record. Lineage: Eukaryota; Fungi; Ascomycota; Eurotiomycetes; Eurotiales; Trichocomaceae. The transcript is spliced from 2 exons. The coding region runs from base 1 to 885 and encodes 294 amino acids.
AUGCAUCGUUUGCAGGCGUUCUUCGCCCUGCUCGUCGCUCUGUUCGCGUCGAGCGCAUUCUCCUCGGUCAUUUCCACCUUUUCAGACGACAAAUGCAAGGACAGCUUCCAGGUCUUUAAUGGGCCCAACGGCUAUCCCAACGGGUCGUGUGUUGCGCUGAAAUCCCACGGCGCUUUUGACAGUUUUCAGGUGACGCAGCUGGACCUCGAUUGCGGUGUCACAAUCUAUCACAAGGAUUCCAUCUCCGGUUCGCCUUGCUCGGACGAAUCCCCAAUUCUCGCGGACAUUGGGGUUUGCUACAAUUCGUCAUGGGUUUACUUUAGCAUCGAUAACUGCCAAACACCCGAAUCGACGACAUCUUCUCCAAGUACUGCUACCGCAACUACAUUAUCAACAUCUGCAUCGACCGCUUCCUCCUCAACAACAGCAGCAACUACGUCAUCCUCCUCCGGUGGUGGAAGCUCUACCAACGUCGGCGCGAUCGUGGGCGGUGUCGUUGGCGGCGUCGUUGGCCUGGCACUGAUCGCACUGGCCGCGUGGUUCCUCUGGCUUCGCAACGGGCGCUCACGCUCGCAACCACCCACAUCGCCACGAGGCUCAUUGCCGGACCUUGCAUAUCCGACGAAAAAGGGCAGCGUACCUGGCGACAUUUCCGAGACUGGUGGUGGCGGCGGCGGUGGUGGUGCUGGUAGUAGUGUCAUCGGCGCUGUCAUCUCAGACACCACCAACACCACGAACCAGAGAGUCCACGAGCUCGAACCAAGCCCAAACAGAGUCGAAAUGCCGACGACGGGGACCUGGACCAAGUAUGAGCUUUCGAACACGGAGGCGAGUCGAGAAGAGCCAAAGUUUUAUGCGGAAUUACCUGGGAAUAAUAAACAGUGA